AGCCGCGCUCAUGGCCUUCAGCCCGUGGCAGAUCCUGUCCCCCGUGCAGUGGGCCAAGUGGACGUGGUCCGCGGUGCGCGGCGGGGCCGCCGGGGACGACGAGGCCGGAGGACCCGCGGGCGACCCCGAGGAGGAGGACUCGCAAGCCGAGACCAAAUCCUUGAGUUUCAGCUCGGAUUCUGAAGGUAAUUUUGAGACCCCUGAAGCUGAAACACCGAUCAGAUCACCUCUCAAGGAAUCCUGUGAUUCAUCACUAGGAUUGCCAGGCCCUGGGGCCAAAACCCAAGAACCACGAGAAGCUGAGGAACAGCUGGUAGCAGAAGUGGUUGAAAAGCAUUCUUCUGAGACUCAUGCGAGACCCCCGAAAAGCGAGGUUCCCCAGAAGGCCGUUGACGUCCACCCCGUGAAGAACUUCAGAGAGGAACCUGAACACGACAUUAGCAAAAUUUCAAUAGUGAGGCCCUUCUCAAUCGAAACCAAGACCUCCCUGGGAACAAAAGCAGCGCCCGGCUACGUAGCCGCUGUCUCUGGCAAGGCUGUACCUGCCCUAGAAGCCCUCCGGGAAGAGGCAGUGACAGAUGGCAGCGUGGAGGUUGGACCUACAGCCCCCCCAGAAGCUGACCCGAAGGCCGGGAACCCCUGUGCGGAGCCCGUGGCCAGCAGGAGCAAGCUAAGGAAGCCCAAGCCCGUCUCUUUGAGGAAGAAAACGUUCGGGGGUGAGUUCUCGGGACCGGAAACGGCUGAGGAGGGCACGCCUCUCCCCAGGGCAUCCGAGCAACUGGGUCGCCAUGAAUCAGAUGAGAACGCACAUCCCUCCUUGCUAGGAGGCACUGAGCUCCAGACCCCUACCCUGGACGUGGACGCAGGAACGUCAGGAGCUCUCAGUAGUGACAACAACGACUCGGGGGUGGAGCUGCUGGAAGAGUCCCGGAGCUCACCUCUCAGACUCCAGUCUGAUUUCACAGAGGAUGUGGAAAGCGUGGAGACCCGGAGAGCCCUUCCGAGGAAACCUGGAGGGAAAUCGGGCCCCAGGCUGGCCCCCCAGGUGCAGCAGGAGGGCGUCCGUAAGCCCUCAGGGGUGGAGCAGCCCACAGCCGCAGCCGCAGGGGACCCCCAGUCUCCGGCAUCUUCCAAGCCAGGUGCUGGUCCCUGGGAUGCGCCCAGCUGUGACCCCUUCGGGAGCCAUUCCAUUCUGCAGAACUCCCCACCUCUCUCCUCUAAGGGCACCUACCACUUUGACCCAGAUAACUCGGACGAAUCCAUGGAUCCCUUUAAACCAAGUACGACCUUACCAAGCGGUGACUUUCCUACCACUGGUAAUCAUGUUAAUGAAAUCUUAGAGUCACCCAAGAAGGCGAAGUCGCGUUUAAUAACGACUACUGAGCAAGUGAAAUUUCUCUGUUUUCUGUUGAGUGGCUGUAAGGUGAAGAAGUAUGAAACUCCGCCUCUCACCUCGGAUGCGUGUUCUCAGGAUGAAGAAGCAGUGAUCUCCCAGGUUUCAGACAUUUCUAACAGGGAUGGCCACGCAACCGACGAGGAGAAACUGGCGUCCACGUCAUGUGGUCAGAAAUCAGCUGGGGCCGAGGUGAAAGGUGAGCCAGAGGAAGACCUGGAGUACUUUGAAUGUUCCAAUGUGCCCGUGUCUGCCAUAAAUCAUGCGUUUUCAUCCUCAGAAGCAGGCGUAGAGAAAGAGCCGUGCCAGAAGAUGGAGAAGGACGGAUCCGCUGGGCUCGGCCUGUUGGAAGUCUCUUCAGAGAAGGCCCCUGUGUCCGUGGCCUGUGGAGGUGAGAGCCCCCUGGAUGGCAUCUGCCUCAGCGAGUCCGAUAAGACAGCGGUGCUCACCCUGAUCCGAGAAGAGAUCAUCACUAAAGAGAUUGAAGCAAAUGAAUGGAAGAAAAAAUAUGAAGAGACCCGGCAAGAAGUCUUGGAGAUGAGGAAAAUCGUGGCUGAGUAUGAAAAAACCAUUGCCCAAAUGAUUGAAGAUGAACAGAGGACCAGUAUGACGUCUCAGAAGAGCUUCCAGCAGCUGACCAUGGAGAAGGAGCAGGCCCUGGCCGAUCUGAACUCUGUGGAGAGGUCUCUUUCUGAUCUCUUCAGGAGAUACGAGAACCUGAAAAGCGUUCUGGAAGGGUUCAAGAAGAAUGAAGAAGCCUUGAAGAAAUGCGCUCAGGAUUACCUCGCCAGAGUCAGGCAAGAGGAACAGCGCUAUCAGGCCCUGAAAAUCCACGCAGAAGAGAAGCUAGACAAAGCCAACGAAGAGAUCGCUCAGGUUCGGACUAAAGCCAAGGCUGAGAGUGCAGCCCUCCACGCUGGGCUCCGGAAAGAGCAGAUGAAGGUGGAGUCCCUGGAAAGGGCCCUGCAGCAGAAGAACCAAGAAAUCGAAGAACUGACAAAAAUCUGUGAUGAGCUGAUCGCAAAGCUGGGGAAGACGGACUGAGAGCGCUGUUAGCUCAGCAGGUCUGCGUUUGGCUGCUUCUCUUGUGACCACAAUUAUCUUGCCUUAUCCAGGAAUAAUCGCCCCUCUGCAGAGAAAAGAAAAAGACUUGAAAAAGCACAUGCCUCCUGCUGCGCACCCUGCUUUGCUGCCCACGUGACGGCCCCGGAGAAGCCGCGGGGUUCAGCGCCGUCCAUCGGGGAGGGGGCAGGACCCGCCAGUGCUAGAGUCCCUGGAUAAUCCGUCUGCGGUUCAGGCGGAUAGCUGCUGAGUUUGGCUUGGUGACUUCUCUCUUCAGUUGGUUUUAAAGUCAUCUUUACUUUUU
Tupaia belangeri chinensis (Chinese tree shrew) is the source of this 2759-nucleotide messenger RNA. It is a transcript of the gene TACC1, whose product is annotated as transforming acidic coiled-coil containing protein 1. The transcript has 14 exons. Gene Ontology annotation, biological process: cerebral cortex development; mitotic spindle organization; nuclear migration. The record is from RefSeq and is a predicted model, not a curated record. The coding region runs from base 11 to 2437 and encodes 808 amino acids. Gene Ontology annotation, cellular component: cytoplasm. NCBI's taxonomy places the organism in Eukaryota, Metazoa, Chordata, Mammalia, Scandentia, Tupaiidae.